AUGGCUUCCCAUCACCGUAGUGGAAGUGGCACCCGCCUCUGGUAUGCCAAUUCCACUCGCACAAGCAUCGGCCUCUGUGAUGGUGCUGGAGUGAGAAUCGUCAGUCCGCGCUCGUCCUUUGGACAGAGUGAUUUAGACUGGUACCAUCAAACCUCUGCAACCGGACAAAAGUUUCAAAGCCCCGGCUUUUCUGUCAAGCUUGGAGGCGAUGCCAGAAGUCUCAGAGACUACCUCAACAAACCUUUGCCUGCGCUUCCCUCAAGCCCUCGCUCAUACAGAAGUGUCACUUCUGCAAAUGGCACCGCAAACAGCUUUCAAAUCGCUACUCCCCAAGGUCAAGUUGCUCUCUACGAUGUUCGCUCUUCCAUGGAGUUGGACAAUUCCUCAGCGGCUGAAUUUGCCCUUGCCAUGACUGGAGUUGAUCUCGAAACCGACGCUAUUUUGGACAACCACUUUACUGCAAAUGGCAUCCACCUGGAAGGUCAUUUGACUGUGAACCAACCUGAAGCGGCAGAGAGAGAAACGUUGACUGAAAAAUUCUACGCUGGUACCAAAGCUGAGGAGGCCCCAGGCUUGUACUACGCUCCUAUCAUUGAUGAGGCUUCUGGCUAUGCCAAUUACCGGGAGGGAAUGGAUGAAUUUCCCGACAUGUGGCAGCCCAGCAAGACCAAGAUCACCAAUCCCCGAAAGCAAGUCGAGGUUCUCAUCUCUCCCAAGGCCAUGGCCAAGCCUAAGCCCAUUCUCAAGCCCAAGUCUCGCAGAGCAAUGAAGAAUGUCAUACAAAUGGUAGACGACGACUCGGCUGAUCGUCUGUCUCGUAUGAUCUUGACUCCACCCGCCGACCAGCUCGCUUUUACAGACACGUUGAUCAAGGGCAACAAGCGGACUGCUCUGAAUAAGCGGGCCGCUCCAGAGUCUUCACCUGUUGCAGCAACCCAAUAUUGGAUCGAGGAUGACGAAGAUGAUCUCUUGGACGUUCUUCCAAGCAAGAGACUUCGAGUCACAGAGCACACCGCUGACCAAGAGAUCCCAUAUGCAAACGGCUUCCGGGCUGUUUCCGUUCACAGUGAUGACUCCGACUACUCUGAUUUUGACGAGAACUCGAAAUCAGCCAAAUCUGCUGCGUUUGGAAUUCCCAGCCCGAAGCGCACCUCAGUGACUCUGACCAGUUAUCCUGGCCAAUUUCCCAGCUUCGAAGUCCCCUAUCUCAAACGCAAACAGGAACGAAACAUCCGUAGCGACAAAGUUUCAACUUUCCCCUUCGGCGAUCCGUUCCAUCCCAACAACAUCUACACACACACCAACUUCAUCCCUGACCCAAACGCCGACACUCUUGAUUACACUCAGGAGAUGAUGGACCGCAUGCCCACACGUACCAUAGCAUGGGAGCACGCAACCACCAUGUCAAGCCGUGCCGCAAAAGUCCUGACUCGCACUCCAUCAGAGGAGCACCUGCGUCGCGAGGCCCAUCUUGAGUGUGCCGGUGCGCGUCUCGAAGGUGUCACUGUCGGCGAAUAUCGCUACUAUCAGGGUCACAUGAGUGUCGAGGAAUAUGUUGAAGCAAACAUGUGUGUCUGCUGGGGUGCUUGCAUCUGCAGCAAAUUGUGCACACGAUUUGGUGACGUGAUUUGCCCCUGCAGCAAAGACAUCUUGCUCCCUGAAGAUUGA
Molecule: messenger RNA, 1668 nt
Organism: Exophiala bonariae
Lineage: Eukaryota; Fungi; Ascomycota; Eurotiomycetes; Chaetothyriales; Herpotrichiellaceae
Exons: 6
Coding region: 1-1668 (555 amino acids)
Source: RefSeq, a predicted model, not a curated record